AUGUCAAACUGCCUGUUUCAAUGCGAGAAGGAAGACCUGACGUCUGAGAGUACCUGCGAAAAUUGCGGAGAUCGAUGCGGGACCUGUUCUAAGAUCGACAAAAAGACAAAAACAUAUGUGACUCCUCCCUGUCUCGGUAGAUGCGGGGGUCGAGAACGUGUCUUUAAGACUCUAUUCGAUCUCGGAAUUUGGAUGUUCAGUGAACAACAUAAAGGAUUUACUGUCUUUUUCCACAAUUUGUCUUACGAUGGUCAGUUUCUCCUUCAGUAUUUAUUUUCACAGUCCCUUCGCCCCUCUUUUACCAUAUACAGAGGAAGCAAGAUUCAGAUGUUCAACAUCAGCGGAUUACAAAUUAGAGUCAUAGACUCUUUUAAUUUCCUUCCCAUGGCCUUGUCCAAACUUCCCAAAGCCUUCCAACUAGAUUCUUUGAAAAAGGGAUAUUUUCCUCAUUUUUUCACGAGUGUGGCCAAUUUAAACUACCUGGGGCCCUAUCCUCCUGCCAAGACUUACGUUCCCGGCGGAAUGUCGGUAGAAGGCAGACAGGAAUUCUUAAAAUGGUACGACGCUAAAAUAACAAGUGGUGUCGUGUUUGAUUUCCAAAAGGAAAUGCUCGAGUACUGCCGCAGCGACGUGGACAUCCUCCGUCGAGCCUGUCUCAAAUUCAAAAACCUUCUGUGGGAAGCAACGUCCGUAGACGGAGGACGGGGUGUCGACGCUUUCGGUUCCUGUACCAUAGCUUCGUUAUGCAUGAACGUCUUCAAGACAAAAUUCUUACCCGAAGACUGGAAGAUCUUGGUUCAGGAAAACAACGAUGAACAGUGGUUAAUGGAGAGACGACUAGACGGGCAAGCAGAAGUGCUCAAAAAGUCCAUUGCAUGGCUAGAAUGGUUACGGAAACGUGCACGAGUCGAGGGACGAAUUUUCAACAUCCGACAUGCCCUCACUGAUCGUGGUGAAUAUCGCGUUCCUGGAACGCGGUAUUCUGUAGACGGUUACGUUCCCCCCAGUUUAGAUAAUCCAGGUGGCGUUGCGUACGAGUUUCAUGGAUGCAGAUACCACGGUUGUCCCCUCUGUUACAAGAAUGGGGACGACGUCCUGAUACCCAAUUCGAACCAGACAGCAUCGGAAUUGUUGGCCCUGACACGACACAAAGAACGUCAGCUUCGAGGACUUGGUCUCAAAGUCGUCGUCUGCUGGGAACACGAAUUCGACGUCCUGUUGAAGUCGGAUGAUACAGUCAGGACUUUUGUCGACCAACUCGAUUUGGUCGACAGACUGGAUCCCCGCGACAGUCUCAUGGGAGGACGUACCAAUGGAUGUGUCUUGUACAAACGAGCAACCAGGGAUACCAAGAUAAAGUACGUGAAUUUCACCUCACUGUAUACCUUUGUCAACAAGACCUGUCGGUAUCCGAUCGGUCACCCCGAGAUCAUCACACGUGAUUUUAACGACCUCUCUUCCUAUUUUGGAUUAGUGAAAGUCAAAGUUUUGCCACCUCGUGGUCUCUUUCAUCCGGUCUUGGGCUAUCGUACGGGAGGUAAAUUGACGUUUCCUCUGUGUCGGACUUGUGUGGAGCGUCAGCAACAAGAACCUUGUACUUGUACUGAAGCACAGAGAGCCUUGACGGGGACUUACUGUACACCCGAACUCGAAAAAGCCGUUCAGAAAGGAUACAAGAUUUUGAAAAUGUACGAGGUGUAUCAUUGGUCCGAAACUUCAAAAUACGAUCCAUCUGCUCUGACUGGAGGUCUCUUUGCCUCUUAUAUCAACCUUUUCUUAAAAAUUAAACAAGAAGCCAGUGGUCGACCGUCAUGGGUUCAAACAGAUGAGGAUCUGAAUCGAUACAUUGAGAUGUACGAACGCAAAGAAGGAAUCAGACUCGAUCCGGGUAACGUUGAGUUUAAUGCGGGUCUUCGAAGUCUGGCCAAAUUACUUUUAAACAGUUUUUGGGGAAAAUUUGGACAGCGUUUGAAUUUGACAAAGACUCAAUUUUUGCACGACAGUCAAGCAAACGUACUCUACCAAUCCAUGGUCGAUCCUACCGUCGAAAUUGUCGACUUUCAGAUUGUCAACGACGAGAACCUCAUGCUGUCAACGAAACGUACCUCCGAGGAGAUGUGUUUACCGGGUCAUACAAACGUAUUUCUGGCAUCCUUCACUACCUGUUGGGCCCGCCUCCAGCUGUACGAGUUACUAGACCGUUUACAGACUCGCGUCCUGUAUUGGGACACAGAUUCCGUCAUCUACACUACCAAAGAAGGGGAUUGGGACCCUCCCGUUGGUGAUUAUCUAGGAGAACUAACAAACGAACUCGAAGAAGGGGACUGGAUCACAGAAUUUGUCUGUAACGGUCCCAAGAAUUACGCUUACCAGACACAUAACGGUAAGCGAGUAUGUAAAGUCAAGGGAUUUUCCUUGAACUACCAAUUCGCAAAUUCUGAAUCUGGAAAGCAUGAAGGAUGCCAUGUUUAA
Messenger RNA from Saccostrea echinata, 2472 nucleotides. RefSeq lists its product as uncharacterized. The record is from RefSeq and is a predicted model, not a curated record. Gene Ontology annotation, biological process: DNA replication. Lineage: Eukaryota; Metazoa; Mollusca; Bivalvia; Ostreida; Ostreidae. The transcript has 2 exons. Gene Ontology annotation, molecular function: DNA binding; DNA-directed DNA polymerase activity; nucleotide binding. The coding region runs from base 1 to 2472 and encodes 823 amino acids.